GAUGCGGCGGCGCGGCCGGAGCGGCGGCGGGAAGCGGAGGCGGAGGUGACGCGCCAGGCAGGGCCGGCGGGGCCGGGCCAUGCAGCGCUCCCGGGCGGCCGCGGACGAGGCGGCCCUGCUCCUGGCCGGGCUGGCCCUGCGGGAGCUGGAACCGGCGGACUCUCCGGGCCGGGGACGGCGGGGGCCGCGGGCCCCGGGGGACGAGGCGGCGCCGGCGCUGGGCCGCAGAGGCAAGGGCGGCGGCGGCGGCGGCCCCGAGGCCGGGGCGGACGGACCGAGCCGCGGGGACCGAGGCCCGCGACGCGCGGUGGCGCCCGAGCUCAGCGCGCAGCCCUCGGGCAGCCCUCGGGCCAGCCUGGCGGGCUCGGACGGCGGCGGCAGCGCGCGCUCCAGCGGCAUCAGCCUGGGCUACGACCAGCGCCACGGCAGCCCGCGCUCCGGCCGCUCGGACCCGCGGCCCGGCCCCGGCCCCGGGCCGCCGUCGGUGGGCAGCGCCCGCUCCAGCGUGUCCAGCCUGGGCUCCCGGGGCUCGGCGGGCGCCUACGCCGACCUGCUCCUGCCGGGCGCCGGCCCCGCGCCCGCCCGCUCCCCGGAGCCUGCGGGGCCGCCCGCACCCUUCCCGCUGCCCCCGCUGCAGCUGCCCCCCGGCCGGGAGGGCGGCCCGAGCGCGGCCGAGCGGCGGCUGGAGGCGCUCACCCGGGAGCUCGAGCGGGCGCUGGAGGCGCGCACGGCGCGGGACUACUUCGGCGUCUGCAUCAAGUGUGGGCUCGGCGUUUAUGGAGCGAGGCAGGCGUGCCAGGCAAUGGGGAGCCUGUACCACACCGACUGCUUCACCUGUGACUCCUGUGGGAGACGACUCCGUGGGAAGGCGUUCUACAAUGUGGGCGAGAAGGUGUACUGCCAGGAAGACUUCCUGUACUCCGGGUUCCAGCAGACGGCUGACAAGUGUAGUGUGUGUGGACACCUCAUCAUGGAGAUGAUCCUGCAGGCCCUGGGCAAGUCCUACCACCCGGGCUGCUUCCGGUGCUCGGUGUGUAACGAGUGUCUGGACGGGGUGCCCUUCACUGUGGACGUGGAGAACAACAUCUACUGUGUCAGAGACUAUCACACGGUGUUUGCACCAAAAUGUGCCUCUUGUGCUCGUCCUAUCCUCCCUGCACAGGGCUGUGAGACCACCAUCCGUGUGGUGUCCAUGGACAGAGACUACCACGUGGAGUGUUAUCACUGUGAGGACUGCGGGCUGCAGCUGAGCGGCGAGGAUGGACGUCGCUGCUACCCGCUGGAUGGCCACCUGCUCUGCCGCCGCUGCCACCUGCGGCGCCUGGGGCCUGGCCCACUUCCCACGCCUGCUGUGCACGUCACUGAGCUCUGAGCAGGGGCCGGGCGGGCGUGGGUGUGGGAGGGAGGUCAGCCGGCUGUGCUUCCCCCCGUCCCCUCCCACCAAGCUGCUGUCCUGUCCGCAGGGGCCGGACCCCCGCGUUAAAGCUACUCCUAUUUAUUCACCGUCUGUGCCUCCUCAAGCCGCUUCCCUCCCUCUGCGGGGGGCAUCACCAGCCUUAGGCCCCAGGACCCCUGCACCCUGCAGCCUCAGGGCAGGCCUGGGGGUCACCGGGCUGGAGAGGAAGGGCCGCCUGCCGUGGCCCGGCCCUGGUGGGAGCCACUUUCCUUGGUUCGGAAGAGGCCUGGGGUCGGGUCCAAGCGCGCUCCUUGGAGCUGGGGUUGGUGGAGAGCGCACGGGUUUGCGUGUUUCCUAAACGCCUUGCCCGCUGGUGGGUGGGAAGGGUGCCUUAUUUGCGUGGGGUCCCCGAGCAGGGGAGGAAUGUCACCCCGGGGAAUCUUUGGGAGGUUUGGCCAUGGGGGUCUUCUGGGUGUUUUCAGCCACGUCCCCCUUCCCUGAGUCCUGGACUGGGGAAAAGACCUGCGCAGAAAUCCGGCCGCUGGUGUCGCGAAGGGGGCGCCUGGCCCGGGAGGCACCUGUGCGCUGUGCAUCAGGCUCCACGACGAACGGAUACGAUUUGACUUAAAUUAAGUUUUUCCUUCGAGGAUAUUUUCGUUUUCUUUAAAAGAAUAUAGUUUUCUUGUAAGAAUCUGGACCGAUGUGGUUAUUUCUGAAGAAAACUGCAGACUCACAGAUGUCCAAAAUUAGCUCAAUUUAAGGUGGUAAGAACCUUUUUGUGUGUGUGUGAUGGGAUUUUUUUUCAAGACAGG
Castor canadensis (American beaver) is the source of this 2208-nucleotide messenger RNA. RefSeq names its product WT1 interacting protein (gene Wtip). The record is from RefSeq and is a predicted model, not a curated record. Gene Ontology annotation, cellular component: P-body; nucleus; transcription regulator complex. Gene Ontology annotation, molecular function: transcription corepressor activity. Gene Ontology annotation, biological process: regulation of DNA-templated transcription; cytoskeleton organization; negative regulation of hippo signaling. Lineage: Eukaryota; Metazoa; Chordata; Mammalia; Rodentia; Castoridae.